Dendroctonus ponderosae (mountain pine beetle) is the source of this 986-nucleotide messenger RNA. Its product is annotated as ubiquinone biosynthesis protein COQ4 homolog, mitochondrial. The coding region runs from base 116 to 883 and encodes 255 amino acids. Gene Ontology annotation, biological process: ubiquinone biosynthetic process. The record is from RefSeq and is a predicted model, not a curated record. The transcript has a single exon. Lineage: Eukaryota; Metazoa; Arthropoda; Insecta; Coleoptera; Curculionidae. Gene Ontology annotation, cellular component: mitochondrion; mitochondrial inner membrane.
GGCAUCAGUGCACUAAGCGGAACAUUUAACCCAACAUUUCUGGCACCUAUCAGUCGGUGUUGGUAAACAAAUCCACAACCAUUAUGUAAAAGGGCCCCCUUUUUACAAAAACCAAAUGAAGCUCCUACUUUCCGUUCCCAAACCCUGCCGAAUGGCACUGAAGAGACCCCUUUGUUCUGGUGCUGGCAGUAGAUUUGAAGAUGACUUCGAAAAGCACCAUUGCCCCACAAAUUUCUUCCAAAGAUCGCUGCUCACAGUGGGCUCGGCUGCAAUAUCGAUUCUGAAUCCGCAUAGAGGCGAUAUGAUUGCCUGCCUGGCGGAGACCACUGGCGACCAAGCCUUGAGAUACAUGAAAACUUGCAUGGAACAGUCAGAAGAGGGACAGCAGAUAUUGAGGGAUCGACCGAGAAUAAACACCACCACUGUAGACUUGGACAAGUUGCAUAAAUUACCAGCAGAUACUCUAGGAGGCGCCUACUACAGCUUCCUGGUCAAGAACAGAGUUACUCCAGAUAGUAGGAUGACUGUCCAAUUCGUGGAUAAUAUAGAACUUGCUUAUGUGGUGCAAAGAUAUCGAGAAGCACAUGAUUUGAUUCACACCGUUCUGCAGAUGCCCACGAACAUGUUGGGCGAAGUUACAGUGAAGUGGGUGGAGGCGCUGCAGUUUAAAUUGCCCAUGUGCAUCAGUGGGGCGGUUUUUGGGCCUCUGAGGCUCAAAACUAAGCAUAGACAGUUGUAUUUGAGUAGCUAUUUGCCCUGGGCGCUCAAAACUGGCCAAUCUGCUGAGUUUUUGCUGAACAUUUACUUUGAGAAAAGGUGGCAGCAACCACUAACUGAGUUCUACCAGGAGGUCAAUAUCCAACCGUUGGUGUUAAACCAAUAAUGACACAAUAAUAUUUUAAUAGGGAAAGGUGUACUACUUACAUCCUAAUAGAGUCUUUCCAUUAUUGAAAAUACAUGGCAAAUAAAUACAGCUAAUUAUUGCA